GAUAAUUUAUUCAUAAUGUUGGCAAUAGUGGCCGUUCUAACGCUGGCCAUAUUAGUGUUCUACAAUAAAUGGAGGAGAAACUAUUGGAAAAGAAGAAAUGUGCUACAGCUUGAAUCCACGCAUUGGUUUUUCGGCAAUUCAAAAGAUUUAUUACUAAAUAAAAGGCACAUGUGGGAUGUUGUUCGAGAAAACUAUGAUUAUUUUAAAAGCAAUCAAGUGAAAUACGGAGGAUUGUAUUCCCCCGUAGAAAAUAUAUUAUUCGUUAUAGACCCGCAGUUGAGUAAAACCAUAUUGAUCAAAGAUUUCGACUCUUUCAUGAAUCACGGGAUGUAUUUCAAUGAAAAAACUGACCCGUUGAGUGCGAAUCUUUUCAUGUUGGAAGGUCCGAAAUGGAGAGCGUUGAGACAAAAGUUAACUCCAACUUUUACAUCCGGUAAAAUCAAAAUGAUGUAUCACACAAUGAUGACGUGCGCAUCGGUUUUGAGUGAUGUUAUGAAAAAUAUUUCUAUAUCUGACGAGCCGGUUGAAAUGCGAGACGUGCUUGCGAGAUUUACCACGGACAUAAUAGGCAGUUGCGCAUUUGGAAUCGAUUGCAACAGCUUAAAAGACCCAAAUUCCGACUUCAGGGUGUACGGACGGAGGUCAGCGGAACCAACUCUCUCCUUCACUCAGCUGACAAAAAUGUUAUUAAUGAUGCUCCUUCCAAAUGCAGUCAUUACUGCAAUUGGUCUGAAAGGUAUGGACCAAGACGUUGAAGAUUUUUUCGUGAACGUUGUCAAGAGUAAUAUAGACUACAGAGAAAAAAACAAUGUGAUUCGCAAAGAUUUCUUGCAACUACUGCUCCAAUUGAAAAACCAAGGGCAAGUUAAGGAAGAUGGUGAUUUGUCUGUGAAAAUAACACAACAAUCUGCCAUGACCUUUAUGGAGUUAGCGGCGCAAUGCUUUGUGUUUUUCAUUGGUGGGUUUGGAACUUCUUCGGAUGUCAUGACGCAUGCUUUGUAUGAACUAUCAUUAAAUCAAGACGUACAAGUCAAAAUUAGGAAGAGCAUUAAUGAAGGCUUGGCCAAGUAUAAUAACGAAAUGUCAUAUGAAGCGAUUCAAGAAAUCACAGACUUGGAAAACGUUGUCAACGAAACCAUGAGAAAAUACCCGAUUGCUCCAGUUCUGCCUAGGCGUUGUACCAAAACGUAUAAAGUUCCAGAAUCCGAUUUGAUAAUAGAAAAGGGUACAAAAGUGUGGGUGCCUGUAACUGGAUAUCAUUACGAUUCAGAGUUUUAUCCAAAUCCCGAGAAAUUUAAUCCUGAUCGAUUUUACGAAAAUAAUCCCGAUUACAGACCCGAUGUUUUAUUUUUACCAUUUGGAGACGGUCCCAGACAAUGUAUUGGUCUGAGAUUUGGUUUACUGCAGAGCAAACUGGGACUGGCUACCAUAUUAAAGGAUUACAAAUUUAGUUUGAAUGACAAAAGUGAUAUUGGAAAAAAGCUGCUCUAUCUCAAUAUUUCGAAAGCUUAAUCUAGAUGCGAAGUUCCAAAAGUAUUCAAAAUUUCAAGACUUUCGCAACCAAAUCACCCGGUGAACGAAUAACGUGGUUAUUUUUUAAGCACAUGUUCUACUAUUUUAUUAUGAAGUCUCCGUAUUAGUAGUAGUAAUAUUUCUUUAUUUUUUUCAUGAUUAUGUACAAUUUGCAAAUAUAACGAAAUUCACAGACACGAUGCAUAAGCUAAUUUGCUUAAACGACCAGAAUAUCAGCAAGAUCGUCAAAUAUCAAUCGCAUUGGCAUUGACAUUGAGUGUAAUUUUAUGAAAUUUAUAUGACGUUUGUACUUGUGUUUGAUAGCGAGUUGCUUGAUUUAAACCAUGUCUCUAAUUGAUUUCAUGUACAUUCAAGACAUUUGCCACAUCCCCCUAACGAUAUUGACUCAAAACCUGUGAAGAUUUGUUUAGUUGGAACAGGAAUAGAACUCUGAUACACCUAAAAAUUGUUUAUUUUAUUACUUCGGCCCUUAGAAAUAUGCCACAAUACUCCGUCUUCUCUCUCUGAAAAUUUGAUGAUAUACCCUACUAAAUGCUUUUGAUAGAUUUAUGCAAAUAUAUAUCUUUUCUAAUGAUUGUAUUGAUAUUCCUCUAAUUUAAUUUUAAAUGAUCUGCAAACCUCUGUGGAAAAACAAAUAUUUGUGAUAUUUGUGACCACUAGUUCUGAUAAUAGUUUCUCUUUUGGUCAACAAAACUCUAAGCGUGAUUUUUAAAAUUUUUGUUGUUAGUUAAAAAAAAGUCUAUUUAGGAUCUUAAUUUUUGUAUGAUCGUGUCUUCGGAAGUUCUUGCCAAAUGCGAAAAUUUGUUAUCAUAAACUUGACGAAAAAAAGUGUCCCUUCCUAAAAAGUCCUGCUUGGUGCACAAGAAUAUUUUUACCGAACAUAACUUCAAAAAGUACCGGUGUUGUGCGCUAAUCGAAGGACCAGUAAGUUUUGAGAAUUUCAUGUUUUUAUGUAUUUAUUGCGAAAAACAAUAAAUGAG
This is a messenger RNA of Cylas formicarius (sweet potato weevil), 2513 nucleotides long. Its product is annotated as cytochrome P450 6A1-like. The record is from RefSeq and is a predicted model, not a curated record. The coding region runs from base 16 to 1512 and encodes 498 amino acids. The transcript is spliced from 4 exons. Gene Ontology annotation, molecular function: monooxygenase activity; oxidoreductase activity, acting on paired donors, with incorporation or reduction of molecular oxygen; heme binding. Lineage: Eukaryota; Metazoa; Arthropoda; Insecta; Coleoptera; Brentidae.